AAACAAAAACAUAAACUAGAAAAGAUUUAGGUUUAAAUAUAUUUUAGAUAAAAAUAUAAUUUAGAAAUUCAUCAAGAAUUUUCGUUUUUAUUUUUAACUAAGAAUGGAUUUGCUAGAAAAUGGAGCAGAUGACGAAAAAUAUGUGAUUUUCAAGCAAGAUGAUCUUUUUAGUGAAAGCUUUCCAUUAAUGAAAGAAAUUCGAAGACAAGGGAAUUUGUGUGAUGUAACAUUAAAAGUCGAAGAUCAAUCAUUUUCAGCACAUAGAAUUGUUUUAGCAGCAACAAUACCGUAUUUUUAUGCAAUGUUUACUCAUAAUAUGGCUGAAAGUAGGAUUAAAGAGAUAACAAUGAAGGAAAUUGAGCCAGAAGCACUUGAAAGUUUAAUAAAUUUUGCGUAUAGUGGGCAAGUGCGUAUUGAUAGUUCAAAUGUUCAAGGCUUGAUGGUUGGUGCAUCAUUUUUGCAAUUAAAUAAAGUUCGCAAUGCUUGUGCUGACUUUCUGAUUGAAAGAUUCAGUCCACAUAACGUGUUGGGUAUUCGAACAUUUGCAGAUUCACUUGGCUGCAUUCCGCUUGUAAAUGCGGCGGAUAAAUAUAUUCAUCAUUAUUUUUCGAAAGUUUCUCUAUCUGAUGAGUUUUUAAAUUUGGGUUUUGACGAAUUAAUUGAAAUAAUUCGCAAAGAUGAACUUAAUGUUCCAACUGAAGAAAAUAUAUUUGAAGCUGCUAUGAGGUGGGUGAAAUUUGAUGAAGAAAAGCGUGCUCCAAUGUUACCACAAGUAUUAUCAAAAGUACGACUUCCAUUAUUGUCGCCACAGUAUUUAGCAGAUCGUGUUGCUACAGAAGACUUAAUAAGAACAUCACAUCAAUGUCGCGAUUUAUUAGAUGAGGCCAAGGACUUUCAUUUAAUGCCUGAACGUCGUGGUUUAAUACAAAGUUUUCGAACAAGAGCUAGAUGUUGUGAUUAUAUUAUUGGACAUAUAUAUGCUGUUGGAGGGUUAACAAAAAACGGAGAAUCUGUCAGUACAGUAGAAAUUUAUGAUCCAAUAACUAAGGAAUGGAGAAUGGGCGAACAAAUGUCAAUGUUAAGAUCCCGAGUUGGUGUAGCUGUUACAGGAGGAAAACUAUACGCUUUCGGAGGUUUCAAUGGCUCGGAAAGAUUAUCAACAGUUGAAGUUUAUGAUCCUAAAACAAAGAAAUGGUGUCAAGGGCGGACAAUGUUAUGUAAAAGAAGUGCUGUUGGAGUUGCUGCCUUAGAUGGCCAUGUUUAUGUCUGUGGUGGAUACGAUGGUGUUACAUCGUUAAGCACUGUUGAAUGCUAUUGCCCAAAAACUGACACUUGGAAGACUGUAGCGCCAAUGAUGAAAUAUCGUUCGGCCGGAGGUGUGGCGCCUCUUGGAGGUUUUGUAUACGCUUUAGGUGGUCAUGAUGGACUAUCUAUAUUCGACAGUGUAGAACGUUAUGAUCCUGCUGAAGAUGUUUGGGUUAAGGUAAAACCAAUGUUAAAUCGGCGCUGUCGCCUGGGAGUGGCUACACUUAACGGAAAAUUAUAUGCAUGUGGUGGAUAUGAUGGGAAUUCAUUUUUGAGAUCCGUAGAAAUGUACGACCCUAAUACAGAUACUUGGAAAUUAGUGGCUCCAAUGAAUGUUAAAAGAAGUCGAGUGGCGCUAGCCGCAAAUAUGGGGAAACUCUGGGCAAUUGGAGGUUAUGAUGGUGAAUCAAAUUUGUCAACAGUAGAAGUAUAUGACCCGGAAGCAAAUCAAUGGACAUUUGUUGCCUCUAUGUGCGCUCAUGGAGGAGGUGUUGGAGCUGGCGUUAUUCCAAUUCAAUAAAUAAUAGUAUUAAUAUCUGUGUACACAUUUAUUUUGAAAUCUUGAAAUUAAUUUUAUGUAUAAGUUAUAACACAUUAAUUUAGAAUUCGUGUUCUAAAGAAUAGUGGAUCGUGAGACGAAUUAUUUACCUAUCAAAAAUUUUUAUAAUUUACGUAUUAAUUAUAAGAUGCAUUGGUAGUCCUCAAAAUAAAAACUCAUUAUGAAUAAUAAUAAUUAUAAGGUGCUUGUAACGCAUUUAUUUGUUUUAUUUAUUUUUAAAAAGGCAUAAGUAAAUAUACUCGUAAUUAUUGUAGGAAAUAUAUUAUAAAAAUGAGAUAAAAUUAAUUCGGCAAAGUGUUUUUCGCAAAUUACUAAAUAAAAUUAAUAAAAAAGAAAUUGUAAAAAUUAAAUAUUAAAAAAAAAUGUUUGUUUUUUAUAAAAAUAUAAACUUUUUGUUCUUUGAAUGGCAAUUUGCCACAAAUUUCAAUAUUAUUAAGUUUUUUGUAUAUUUCAAUUUUUAAUGACAGGAUAUUGUUAUAAAAUUAAUUAAAAAAAGGUAUUUAAAAAUUGCUUCAAAUUUUUCGACAAAUGUUCACUUCCCCUCAAUUCAUUGUAUUUGGCAAAUUGAACCAACUCGUAACAUUUGUUAUAACGAAAAUGCAAAAUAAUGUAAUUUAUUUAUUAUAUAUUAUGAUUAUAAUGUAUUUAUUAUGUAUUUUGAAAGUAUUAAUUUGUAUAUUUCAUUUAAUCACCUUACUUGGGUUUUUGGGUAUAUUGUUUUGAAUAUCUCUGCAUUCUCGUUAGUACUAUUACUAAUUUUAUUAUAUUAAUAAUUUUAUUUUGAUAAAAUUUGUAAAAUGAAAUCAAAUCAUAUUAUUGUGAUCGAAUUUAAUUAUAAAAGAACGUUAUUUUUUAAUAAAAUUUCAACAAAAGGUUAAAGUAACUUAGUUUUUAAUUGUAUUUAAAUGUAUAAAAUUAUGGAAAAGUUACCAAUUAAAAUAAAGAAUUAAAUUAUUGAUUAAAAUAAAAUUUAAUAUGUUUCUGAAGCAUAGAAAGGUAGUAGAAUGAAUAAAUAUUUAUUUCGCGUCUUAUUAAUUUUCACUUUUUUAUUUAUUCAAAAUAAAUACUUUUUUUUUUAUUAUGAUAAUGUUAUUUCUAAGCUUUUAAUAUAUAUAAUUUAUGAAUAAUUUUUGUAUAAUGUAACAAUUAUUGUAAAGAUCUUUAUAGCACCCGAUUAAAACAUUUUUGUAACAAUUAAAUAUAAAGUUAUUUAAUCAAAAAAUGGUAAACCUAUUAAAUUGUAAUUGAAUCAAUUAUUAUUAUUAAAAUAUUAUAUAACUAUAUGAUAUUAUGUAUUUCAAUCACAUAAUGAGGAGUA
Molecule: messenger RNA, 3182 nt
Organism: Condylostylus longicornis
Lineage: Eukaryota; Metazoa; Arthropoda; Insecta; Diptera; Dolichopodidae
Gene: KLHL18
Product: kelch-like protein 18
Exons: 9
Coding region: 104-1825 (573 amino acids)
Molecular function (GO): protein binding
Source: RefSeq, a predicted model, not a curated record